Messenger RNA from Triticum aestivum (bread wheat), 1265 nucleotides. Its product is annotated as 5'-nucleotidase SurE. Gene Ontology annotation, molecular function: nucleotidase activity. Lineage: Eukaryota; Viridiplantae; Streptophyta; Magnoliopsida; Poales; Poaceae. The transcript is spliced from 10 exons. Gene Ontology annotation, cellular component: cytosol. The record is from RefSeq and is a predicted model, not a curated record. The coding region runs from base 103 to 1011 and encodes 302 amino acids.
AAUAGUAAAACAGGGGCAGCCAAGUAGCCAACAACCAAAACCCCAGCCGCAGAACGGAAACGGAAACUUCUGUGCCCGCGCCCGUACACGGCUCUUGCCUCCAUGGCCUCCACGGCGGCGGCGGCAGCGGCGGCGCCGGUGGUGAUGGUGACGAACGACGACGGCAUCGACGCGCCGGGGCUCCGCUUCCUCGUCGACCAGCUCGUCGCCCAGGGGCGCUACCGCGUCCUCGUCUGCGCGCCCGACACAGACAGGUCGGGCGUUAGCCACUGCAUUACAUGGCGUUCUGCACUUCGCUGUAAACAUGUCAAUAUCAAUGGUGCUACAGCAUUUGGAGUUUCAGGAACUCCCGCUGACUGUGCCUCUUUGGGCAUCUCUGGGAAGCUCUUUGAUGGUUUGGUUCCUGAUUUGGUGCUUAGCGGAAUCAACAUUGGCAAUAAUUGUGGAUUACAUGUUGUAUAUUCUGGAACAGUUGCUGGUGCUAGGGAGGCAUUUAUAUAUGGGAUUCCUGCAUUAUCUAUGUCAUACAAUUGGGUUGCUGGUCAGAGCAGUGUUAAUGACCUCAAAGUGGCUGCAGAGGUUUGUAUCCCUCUGAUAAAUGCUGUCAUGCUCGAGAUCAAGAGUGGAACCUACCCUAAAGGAUCAUUCCUGAAUAUAGAUGUGCCAUCUGAUGCUGCACACCACAAGGGAUACAAAAUUACAAAGCAAGGAAAAUAUAUGGCCAGAAUUGGAUGGGAGCAAACAGUCUACCAAAAGCCUUCCGUAGAAAGUUACCAGACGGCAAGCAUGGUUAUUGACGGUGAAAAGGACAGAGAUAUAGACACUUCAUCGGCGAAUGACCUACUGUUUAAAAGAGUGAUAGUAAAGAGAAGUUAUGAUGAAGAGGAAGGGGAGGACAUGGACUACAAAUCCCUUGCAGAUGGAUAUAUUACUGUUACUCCUUUGGGUGCUCUCUCCCGCGCAGAAGCAGAUGUCAUACCCUACUACAAGGCUUGCUUGUCUCGCAUUUGAAGAUGUUCAUCUUCCUCAUCCCUCUAUGUUGGCAAGCAUGCUAUUUGGGAGGCUGGCCAAACUGAACCUACGGAUGUCAUCGCCUGUAAAUUGCGAAUAAAUCGAUCUGUGACAUUCUUGUUGACUUGACCCCUAUGCUGCAUUUGCCAUGUUAUGUAUUGCUGUGAUUAUCUUGGCAGCCUCGAACAACUCUAGCUAUUCGUAACCGUGGUUUUCAGUAUUAGUGGGAGACUGUUUCUUUUUUUGAAAUGACA